CACCCUUCUCCCCAACUGAUAUCAUCUUCACAAACAAAAGCAGUCGUUCAGCAUAUCCACUGAUCAUACUUUGGCAGUCACACAUCGCUAGCGCUGCAACACCAAAAUCUCAUUGGGGAGAAAGAGAGAGAGAGGGGGGGGAAUUUAAAGAGAUAGGAGAAAGAGAGGGAGAGAAACAUAUACAUUUCUCAAUGGAGACUGUUUCUAUUUUACUAUACGUAAUUCUGUUUCUCUCCACUCUUCUUUCGUAUCCUUUCCUAAGGAAGCAAAAGAGAGGACUUAUUCCUAUGAACAGAUUUAAGCUUCCACCAGGCUCAAUGGGUUGGCCAUAUGUUGGAGAAACUCUCCAACUCUACUCUCAAGACCCAAAUAUCUUCUUUUUAACAAAACAAAAAAGAUAUGGAGAAAUUUUCAAAACCCACAUACUUGGUUGCCCUUGUGUCAUGCUGGCUAGCCCCGAAGCUGCAAGGUUUGUGCUAGUGACUCAUGCUCGCUUGUUCAAGCCAACGUACCCCAAAAGCAAAGAGAAGAUGAUCGGCCCUUCCGCGCUGUUCUUUCACCAGGGUGAAUACCACACUCGACUACGGAAGUUGGUUCAAAGCUCGCUAGCCCCUGAUACCAUCAGGAAGCUAAUACCCGGUAUCGAAGACAUAGCUGUUUCUGCCCUGGAGUCGUGGGCUGGCUCGGGACAAGUUAUAAACACCUUUUAUGAGAUGAAGAAGUUCUCUUUCAACGUCGGCAUUCUUUCCAUUUUUGGUCACUUAGAUAGAGGCUACAGAGAGAAGUUGAAGGAGAACUACCGGAUAGUAGAUAAAGGUUACAACUCUUUUCCUACAAACAUUCCUGGAACUGCAUAUCACAAAGCACUCCUGGCUAGAAAAAGAUUAAAUCAGAUUCUGGGUGAAAUAAUUUGCGAGAGGAAGGAGAAAGGGCUGGUGGAGAAAGAUCUGUUGGGCCAUUUGUUGAACUUCAAGGAUGAAAAGGGGCAAACUUUGACUGAGGAUAAAAUAGCCGAUAAUAUCAUUGGAGUACUUUUUGCUGCCCAGGACACCACAGCCAGUGUUAUAACAUGGAUUCUCAAAUUCCUCCGUGAUGACCCUAGACUUCUAGAAGCUGUUAAGGCAGAGCAAAAGGCGAUAUACGACUCGAACGAUGGAGGAAAGAGGCCACUAACAUGGGCACAGACAAGGAGCAUGCCUCUUACAUAUAGGGUUGUACUAGAGAGCUUGAGGAUGGCAAGCAUCAUAUCUUUCACAUUCAGGGAAGCAGUAGUUGAUGUGGAAUACAAGGGGUACCUGAUACCGAAGGGUUGGAAAGUGAUGCCAUUGUUCAGGAACAUUCAUCACAAUCCAGAAUUCUUUUCUGACCCGCAUGAUUUUGAUCCAUCUAGAUUUGAGCAGGUAGCUCCAAAACCCAAUACCUUCAUGCCAUUUGGCAACGGUGUUCACGCUUGCCCGGGCAACGAGCUUGCCAAGCUGGAGGCGCUCAUUUUGAUCCACCAUCUAGUAACAAAAUUCAGGUGGGAGGUGGUGGGUUCUCAAAGUGGGAUUCAAUAUGGCCCAUUCCCAGUCCCUCAACAAGGGCUCCCUACCAGAUUUUGGAAAGAUUCCAGCAGAGAUGUAUGCCCUUUAGUUACAGAUUUGGGAAAGAAUUCAUCCAGCAUUGCAGCAACAAAACUUUUCUGUUCCUGACCAAACCCUACUAUUUUUCACCAUGGGGUUUAUGGGUCCGUAUCGGCUUUAUCCUUCAUGUUAUUCUUGCAGCUAGUAAUUGUAACUUUUAUUAUGUAUACUAAUCAUUAUGUAGUAAUAAGGAGAAACAAGAGUAUUAAUGGGAAAAAGAAAUCAUAUUCCCAACUUUCUGAUCUCUA
Molecule: messenger RNA, 1870 nt
Organism: Theobroma cacao (cacao)
Lineage: Eukaryota; Viridiplantae; Streptophyta; Magnoliopsida; Malvales; Malvaceae
Gene: CYP707A4
Product: cytochrome P450, family 707, subfamily A, polypeptide 4
Biological process (GO): sterol metabolic process
Molecular function (GO): iron ion binding; (+)-abscisic acid 8'-hydroxylase activity; heme binding
Source: RefSeq, a predicted model, not a curated record